AUGCCAGGGCCUUGCGUAACCAUGUAUGGCAACACGUGCAGAAGGCACGUGAUUCCCAACUUUUGGACAGUCAACGAACGUAUCAACUUGUCAUCCAAGUGGUUUCAUUCGGCUGACCCCAGGCCACUGCGCUCCCGCCCUCACUUACUUCUGGUUUUCGCACCCCAGGUGCAGCUCUCGCCGCAGUCGCAGGGACGAGGGCCGCUGCAGUUGCAGCCCGAUCCGCAGUCGCAAGCCAUCAGGGAUAUCAGCAAGUUUGCUUGGUGUUGUUUUGCCGGGUCGCGCAGCGGGUCUUAUAUCCCCGUCGUCAACGUGGUUGCCGCAAUUACAGUGUACUGCGGUCAGAGGCUGUCGGCCCUGUCAUCACCGUGA
Messenger RNA from Ustilaginoidea virens, 372 nucleotides. RefSeq lists its product as uncharacterized. The record is from RefSeq and is a predicted model, not a curated record. The coding region runs from base 1 to 372 and encodes 123 amino acids. The transcript has 4 exons. Lineage: Eukaryota; Fungi; Ascomycota; Sordariomycetes; Hypocreales; Clavicipitaceae.